AUGAAUGAUGGAGUGCUCUACCGCUACUCCCCGGAUGAGGAGGUGGUGCCGCAGUCAAGAGUUGCCGAGAUAUUGAGAGAGUUUCAUGACUCGCCCAUGGCGGGCCACCCAGGUGUAGAGACGACGCUCGCGAAGAUGUCGCCGAGCAACCUGAAACCUACAGGUUUGCUGAAAACGCCGGUCAUGGGCCAGUGCUUCGAGGUUCUGGCGAUGGAAUUCUUCGGACCGCUGCCACCCACCGACCAGGGGGAGAGAUGGGUGUUCGCAAUCGAAGACACCGCCACCAGGUGGAUCGAACUUUUCGCGCUGAAGAAAGCAACUGCCGAAGCAUGUGCGAAAUGCUUGGUGGAUGAGGUAAUCUUGCGAUAUGGCACGCCGCGGAGCCACAAUGGUCCGCAGUUUGUGAGCGACAUCUUGCAAAAGAUGUCGUACUGCCUCGGGUUCAAGCAGAACCUGACCCCUGUGUAUCACCCGUCGUCCAACCCGGAGGAAAGAAGAAACCGCGAUUUGAAGACACAGCUGGCGAUAAUCGUGGAAAAAGAGCAUACAAACCCCGCGUACUUGUGCUUUGGUCGCGAAUUAAGGACACCCCUGGAGGUGUACGAUGACCUGCGUGCGGUGGUGGCGAGUGAGAACUUUGUCGCGGAAAUAACUCCGUAUUUGCAGACAAUUUCCGAAACACUAAAGUGCGCGCGCGAAACCUCCGAAAGGAACCAGGACCGCGCCAAACUUUACGCGGACCCAAAACGCCGGCCCGGUCCCACUUACAAGAAGGGCGACCGUGUGCUCGUCGAUGCACAUGCCCUGAGCAAGCCCGACAGCCGCUAUAGCAGCAAAUUCGCCCCGAGACGUGAUGGUCCGUACGUGAUCAUCGAGGAGGUAUCCCCGGUCAUCUACGUCGUGGCCUCACCCAACAAACUGGACGAACCCCUGGGGAAGUAUCCCACUUCAGCCCUGCGCCCCUUCGAAGAAGGUGCCCGUGAGUCAGUUACGCCGCUGGUGCCCCUCAGAAGACGUGGACGUCCAAGGAAGAGCACUGAGGAAGAACCUGAGGAGGUCCUGUCCCCGGAGUCGCCACAGAAUCCGAUAGAGCCUACGCCUUCCCAGCCUGGAACGCACCGCCGCCGUCGGGGUUUUGGAUUCCUCCUGGGGGCAGUGAGCGGAAUCCAAAGGGGGAGUGUAACGCGAGGCCGCUAG
Molecule: messenger RNA, 1197 nt
Organism: Zophobas morio
Lineage: Eukaryota; Metazoa; Arthropoda; Insecta; Coleoptera; Tenebrionidae
Exons: 4
Coding region: 1-1197 (398 amino acids)
Biological process (GO): DNA integration
Molecular function (GO): nucleic acid binding
Source: RefSeq, a predicted model, not a curated record